Electrophorus electricus (electric eel) is the source of this 522-nucleotide messenger RNA. NCBI's taxonomy places the organism in Eukaryota, Metazoa, Chordata, Actinopteri, Gymnotiformes, Gymnotidae. The record is from RefSeq and is a predicted model, not a curated record.
UUAGGGUGAAACACAUUUAAUACCUUGAAGGUUAGUCCUCCUCCUCUUCAGCCUUCAAAAUAGAUUCUCUCAGGAGUAAGGUUGAACUGCUGCAGCUGCCGCUGGCGCUAUCCUCUAAAUCUAUCUCAGAGCGCAAAACUCAACUGCGCAGAGCAACAGAACGUUCCAGGGGCGGAGCUGAGGUCCACAAACCCCAGGCACUGGCCCCAGACAUGGACAACGAGUCACAGUACUCAGGCUACUCCUACAAGUCCUCCCAUUCCCGUAGCUCUCGCAAGCACAGGGAUCGGAGAGACAGGCACCGCUCUAAGAGCAGGGACAGCAGAGGGGACAAAUCGGUCACUAUCCAGGCUCCUGGAGAGGCCCUGCUGGACACAGAGUCCACACGUGGAGAUGAUCGAGUCCGUGUUUUCACUUCAUACCUCGUCCAGCCUGGAAAACCAUUCCACUAUAGCUUCAGACCAUAAAAAGUCUAUAGUGCUUCAAAAUAUGAAUGAUUGACUUUUUUUUUUUUUUUUUUUU